Messenger RNA from Exophiala dermatitidis NIH/UT8656, 3205 nucleotides. RefSeq lists its product as uncharacterized. The transcript is spliced from 4 exons. Bases 1064 to 2866 code for a protein of 600 amino acids. The record is from RefSeq and is a predicted model, not a curated record. Gene Ontology annotation, cellular component: membrane. Gene Ontology annotation, molecular function: transmembrane transporter activity. Gene Ontology annotation, biological process: transmembrane transport. Lineage: Eukaryota; Fungi; Ascomycota; Eurotiomycetes; Chaetothyriales; Herpotrichiellaceae.
CUAAGGACAGGACACUGCAGUCGUCAUCCUGUCCAGAGCCGGGGCCGGCAUGCUUCUCGAACAGGCUAUGAAGGGGGAAUAAACACAAAUAUAUAUUGAUGCCAGUCAGGUGUACACAGUACGUACCCAGAAACUUACAAUUAAUUUACACCUCGACAGACACGUACCGAAGCCCCUGGGUCAACAGAUUUUCGAGAGCGUCACCAGCUGAGUGUCGCCAGACGAAGGAAACAGAAGUCGUACGCUGUAACUAAUUAUAGGCCGAGAGAACCCGACAGGAUUGUGGUACCACAGUUGGGAGUGUUUCUCUGCAUGUUGGUACUCCAAACCUAUUGGCGAAGGGCAGAGACAGAACUUUUAGUAAGCAGUCUCCUUACUAUGGCCACCAAAUCCGACGCGGGGAUUGGUCAGGCCGACCCAACAGUUGGCCCCUUAUCACAGCAUUAUUAUUGUCAAGUCUGCCGCAGUGCUUAUCUCCACGGCAUGAUCAAUUUGACUACUAUUAUUAUAAGUAGCACCUCCAGCGUCCUGAUUGACGGACAACACCUUCAGUUGAGCCAUUUACCGAUCGACCAGAGUACUGGAACUGAUAAGGAGUCGAUUCGAUAGCAGCGGGCUUCUCCAGCUGAAGUCAGCCAGCCAGCCGCCUUUGCUCAGAUAGCACCAAUGUACCGAUGUGUUGGCCCAUACAGUACAUGUACAGCUAAAAACCAGGUACCGGUUUUAGGUGGGCAGUGUGCAGGCCAAAGCAUCAGCAAGUAUUCGUCAUGUUCGUUACGCCACCGUCCCAUAUCCCCGGGCCCAGAAGGUAGGGGUCGGCGGUGAUGCUGGUGAUGAUGACUGUCUAUCUGUUGAAUUUACAUAUCUUUAAGUCCUGGCCCCUGCCUUGGUUGCGUUCUUUUUAUCUGCUGGAAAUGGCCGUGAACUUUCUCCGUCUUUGCGUCUACUAGUUUCCUUUGAUCUCCUUGUCUCCCUUCCCUCUUUCUCUCCCGUUCUCGUCGGUGUUUGUUCUUGGUUUAUUCCCAAUCGUCCAAGUUGCAUCAUCUGCAACCGGUUCGCAGAUAUGGCUACUCGCCGACUCUCCUCGCUCGUCUCUGGCGGUGGGGGCGGUAAUCAAGACUUCAAUGACUCGUCUUCGGCGAACGAGGCGCAAUUGGCCAAAAUGGGCUAUGAGCAGGAACUCAAGCGCUCUUUCGGGCUGCUGGGCAUGAUUGGCUUCAGCUUCUCCAUCGUGACGUGCUGGACCGCCCUGGGCGGCACGUUGAUCGUAGGCAUUGACGCCGGCGGACCUCCCGUCAUGGUGUGGUCCUGGGUCGGCAUCUGUCUUCUGUCGCUUUGCGUGGCCUACUCGUUCGCUGAAAUGUGUUCGGCCUAUCCGACCGCGGGAGGGCAAUACUCUUGGGUAGCCAUCCUCGCGCCGCCGAAAUAUGCUCGUGGCGCGGCUUGGGUUACUGGCUGGUUCAUGUGUACGGGCAUUGUGGCCAUGGGGGCAGUCAAUAACUUUAUUUGCUCCAACUUCAUCCUCGGCAUGGCCAACCUCAAUAACCCAAACUACACCAUCGAGCGCUGGCACUGUGUGUUGGUCACCUACUUGGUUGCCAUAUGCGCCGCAUUGGUCAACAUUUUGUUUUCUCGCUACCUCAACCAGAUCUCCACGUUCGCCGUGUGUUGGAACAUCUUGAGCUUUUUCGUCGUCAUCAUUACUAUCCUCGCCGCCAAUGACCACAAGCAACCUGCCAGCUUUGUCUUCUCAGACUUUCAGAACAAUACUGGGUUUGAGUCUGCCGGGAUGGGCGUCAUGAUUGGGUUGUUGCAGACGUUAUUUGGCAUGUGUUGUUAUGAUGCGCCGAGUCAUUUGAUAGAAGAGAUGGUCCUCCCAACGCGAGACGCGCCGCGAGCGAUCAUUGCGUCCGUCUACCUCGGAGCCGUGACCGGGUUCAUAUUCCUAAUCUCAGCAUUCUUCUGCAUCGGCGAUCUGGAAGCGACAGCGUCCACAGCCACAGGAGUUCCAUUGAUUCAAAUCUUUUACGACAGCACGGGCAGCGUUCGCGGGGCCACGACACUGUCAUGCAUGAUUACCAUCAUUGUACUCAUCUGCUCCAACAGCCUGAUCGCCGAGGGCAGUCGAGCACUAUGGGCAUUUGCACGGGACCACGGCCUACCCUUCUCACGGACGUUCGCCAAGGUCAACAAACGGUCUCAGGUGCCCGUGUACGCGAUCCUGCUGUGUUUGGUGAUCCAGAUGGGCUUGAACAGCAUCUAUUUUGCCAGCUACGAAGGGUUCUCCACCGUCAUUUCCAUCGCCACAUUUGGAUUCUAUGUCUCGUACGCCAUGCCGCUGUUGGUCAGGUUGUGGAGUCUGGUCGCAGGCUACGAGCAUGCAAAAGUCAUUCCGGGCAGGUAUACCCUGGGCCGUACGCUGAGUCCGAUCGCCAAUGCUGUGGGCUUGGUGUUUCUGUUGUUUGCCGGCGUCGACUUUAAUUUUCCCCAGGAAGGGCCCGUGUCGCCGGAUAAUAUGAAUUAUUGUAGUGCUGCCUUUGGCGUCAUCGGUGCAAUCAGUCUGGCGACCUGGGUGUUGGACGGGAGGAAGAAUUUCACGGGGCCCAAGACGGAAAGAUUAGAGGGUGUGCCUGCCGCUGCUGCUGCUGCUGCUGCUGACUCUUCUAUGAAGAUGACGGCUAAGGCCGGUGCUGCUACUGCUGCUGGUGGUCCUGUUGGCGAGCAUAAGGAUGGCUCAAUAAUGGGGAGUAGUGAUGAUGUGGGUGUCUUCGAAGGCCGAGGUACAAGUUUGGAUGGAAGUCAGCAUGGCGAUUACGACGAGGAGAAGCGAGCUGCUGCUGCAGAUGAUGCUCGUAAAAUGGCAUGAACGGAAAGUCCAAGGGCGUAAAGGAGGCUCGAACAAAAAGACGAUCGAAAAAUUUGCUCACCUCGUUCUACAGCAUAUUUUCUUCGGUUAGAAGAUUCAAGGUAAAACUGACAGUGACAGGAAUUUCGUGGUCGCUAUACAUGUAUACUAUAUGUUUAUCUAUUUAGCUCGUUCAAAGUCCUGGUACUGCUCUGGAUUGUGAUCAGGUCAGGAUAUUGUUUGCCCAUUCAUCAAGAAAAACGACGAGGAGUUGGGACGGGUCAGAUCGAUUUAGCCGACUGAACCCGAGGAGUAGUCCAAGACGUCUCUUAGAUGGGUUGAACAUCAUUUACAGGUGUA